This is a messenger RNA of Aspergillus melleus, 1251 nucleotides long. RefSeq names its product IMP 5'-nucleotidase ISN1 (gene isn1). The record is from RefSeq and is a predicted model, not a curated record. Bases 1 to 1251 code for a protein of 416 amino acids. The transcript has 6 exons. Gene Ontology annotation, molecular function: magnesium ion binding. NCBI's taxonomy places the organism in Eukaryota, Fungi, Ascomycota, Eurotiomycetes, Eurotiales, Aspergillaceae. Gene Ontology annotation, biological process: nicotinic acid riboside biosynthetic process; inosine salvage; nucleotide metabolic process.
AUGACUACCAGGUAUCGCGUUGAGUAUGCGCUGAAGUCCCAUCGCCGCGACCAACUGAUCGAAUGGAUCAAAGGUCUUCUCGCCGUCCCCUUCGUCCUACACUCCCAGCCUACCGUUAUCUACCAGGAAGAUAGCGAGAAUCUGGUCGCCGUCGCUGCUGAUACUCACCAACGCUAUGCCGAGAUCUUUCGCGACGUGGAGAGUCUGAUUCGCGAUCAUAUUGACCACGAAGCCAAAGACCUCCCCGGCAAAUCCAAACUGAAACUCCUCGUUCCCACCGUCGGCUCCUUCUUCACGCCCCUACACCUCGAAGAUGCAUUCAAAUACCAGGACCGCCUGCGGUCAAUCAGCCGUCGCCGCUUCGUUGCCCCCUCCUUCAACGACAUCCGCCUGAUCCUAAACUCCGCACAACUCCUCGGCCUUGUCCGCAGCUCACACGUCGAUCUCGUCACCUUUGACGGAGACGUCACCCUCUACGACGACGGCGCCUGCCUCACAUCCGACAACCCCUCCAUCCCGCGCCUCCUGCGCCUCCUCCGCCAGGGCCGCAAAGUCGGCAUUGUCACCGCGGCCGGAUACACCGAGGCGGAAAAAUACUACGCGCGCCUGAAGGGCCUCCUGGACGCUGUGCACGACAAGGCGAGCAACCUCACCCCCGACCAGCGCGCCGGGCUGGUCGUCAUGGGAGGCGAGAGUAACUUCUUGUUCCGCUACGACGCCGCCUCGCCGCAUCGCUUGUCCUACGUGCCCCGCGACCAGUGGCUUCUUCCCGAGAUGACCACCUGGCAGGACUCGGACAUCACGGCGCUCUUGGACCUGGCGGAGUCAUCGCUGCGCGCGUGUGUUAGCAAUCUGGGCCUCCCGGUGACGGUGCUGAGGAAGGAUCGCGCGGUCGGCGUGAGCCCGGUGAACGGGACGAGGGUCAAUCGCGAGCAGCUGGAGGAGACGGUUCUGGUGGUGCAGAAUACGAUUGAGCGGUCGGCAGUUGGUGGCCGGUUGCCGUUUUGUGCUUUUAAUGGUGGAAAUGACGUCUUUGUCGACAUCGGUGAUAAAUCCUGGGGUGUGCGCGCCUGCCAGCAGUACUUUGGUGGCAUUGAACGAACCCGCACGUUGCAUGUCGGCGACCAGUUCUUGUCUGCGGGCGCGAAUGAUUUCAAGGCUCGCCUGGCGUCUACGACGGCUUGGAUCGCCGGUCCCGCCGAGACAGUACAGCUUUUGGAUGAGUUGAAUCUGGUAGAGGAGACUCACUAA